CCCUCUACGUUUGGUGAUUAAAAUAAGUAGCGCAAUGUUUUCACUCUGAUAUUUUGGGCUGACCAACACGUAGUAGAACAACAAAGUACACUGCUAAAAAUGAACCGACUGGGUGAGGUAGUUUUUCCCGUUAGUCGAGUUGUUGGAGAAGAUGACGAUUCUGAUGACGGCGAGACCAAAUGUAGGGCACGAGCUCCUGUGUUUAGAUGGAUUGAAAAACUUCUCAAUGGUGCUAGAAAGCUGGAGUGUGAAUGUCUUCUUAUUGCAAUUGGGCCUGUUGCAUCAGGUUUUAUAGAUAGUUUAUUUGGCUCUGAGGAGAGAGAGACUCUGUGUAGUAUAUCAUGUGAAAUAGAUGAUAAACAGACUAGGAAACAUGCAUCUGAGUCUAUCGUAUGGAGACGGAAGGGAAGAAAUUUGUUAGCCUUGUGUCAAUGCAGAGAUACUGUCUCAACCCAACAAACAUAUUCAUGGGUUCAUCAGCUAUUUUCUACAGCCAAGCCUUCUACAGUAAUGAUCCUAAGCAGUCAUAGAGUCGGAGAACUAAAAACUGAUUUGGAUCUACUUUCUAGAGGGGAUAGUUAUCCAUUAUUCUCCCUUCGAUCAUCAUCUCUUACAACCAGACCGUGUUGUCCAUAUCUAGAGCCUCCUAACACUGUAGGUGGACUAGGAGCAGAAGGUGUGUUUCUAUUGUUCUCCAUAGUUCUUACUUAUUGUGAAGUGAAGCGAUUACCAGGUGUUCUCUACGUCACAUUCAUAUCUGAUAGGGAGCCAUUAGCUCUUCUCAUAGCAUCCUUCAUGCCUCUAUUAUCAUGCUCUAUUCUUCAACCAUACAUAAAGGAUGUAUCUCAACAACUUGAAGCUGAGCAGAAGCAGUUGACGUCUUUUAUGAAAGACACCGUUCACUUUACACAUGAUGAUUGGUGCUGUACACUACACCAUUGCUACACAACAUGUACAUGUAUGUAAAAAUCUUCUGGCAUGAUCUAACAUGUGCAUCAAUGUGUUAUAUACUGCAUGCAAAUACUCCCUGAUUACUCACAGAAAAAUUUAUACAUGCGAAAGGGAGUGUAAUCAAUAAGUUAUGUAUAAUAAAUAAAAUCUUACUAUAAAUUGUUUCACAUUUCAAUAAAAAAAUGUGACUAGGAAGAAGCAAACAAAGAAAGGUCCCCCCCCCCCCCCCCCCCCUUCAACUGCAGGGGUUCUCCUGCUUCCAUUGUGAUAAGAGGGCCAUCUGAAGAGGUUAGAGCUGCACACUUUUCUUGCUUUCAUUGGAUAUAAUUUCUGUUUUCUGUAAAAAGUUCCUUAUUGACUACUGAUUAAAGGCAUGUACCAUCUGAUGUCAGUAGACAAUGCAGAAUGCGGGUAAUCCUAUUGUAUCUUUGAUAUUCCAUUGCUGUCAACCUUCAGGGUGUGUGUACAGGAUUAUGUUGACUCAUAACGUCAUUUAAAACUGGAAAUAUUUGCUUGAAAUCAUUGAUUUUGCUAGAUCAUUAAUUCUAUUGUUUGUGAUAUUAAAUUGUAUAAAUUAAGCCUCCUUCAAGUAUAAGCUGUAGAGGAGUUUCUACAAUUCAAGCUUAAAUUAAUGUAUUUGGGGAUUCCACUAUGCUUUGAGCUGGCAAUUGCUUGCAGUAAUACUUCUAAUUCAAUCCCCGGUUUGUUACACUACAUUGUACGAAAAUUAAAGAGAGCUAUGUUCUUUAUAGAUUUGUAACUUUGGCCUAAUGUAUGAAGUAAAAAUGUGUACUCUUGCGAGUUGACGUAACAUUCACUAACAUGUACUGUAAUAAGGUAAUGUUACUUCAGUAGACGCAUACUUUGUGUUUGAUUCAAAACUUCUGUCAUUUAAGAAUUACAGGGACAUUUGUACAUGUACUGCUCUCUUUAAACCAAUGUGGUACAUGUAGAUUGCAUUUCAUGUCCUGGAAAUGAGAAAAUUGCAGAAUUUCUGCUCAUAUUCAGAAGGUACUACUAAAGCUUAUCUAGAAAUCAUAUAUAAAAUAGAUUGCAUCAUCAUGAUUUCUAUCUGAUUACUAUCACAAGGGUAAAAUGAACAUUAAGGGGGCCCUGGGUCCCAUCUUACAAAGUGUUAUUAUUUAUCUGACUUACCUCAACUACAUGUAUAUCAAAAUCCAUCAUUGUCAUUUUUUUCUAAAUUUGCCCAAUAUCCUUUGUUAAAGCAGAGCACGCUAAAUUUUCAAGAGAGCGAUGGAUGUCUGAAUAUACAUCGUAUCUAGAAGAUAUUUUGAACAAACUUCUAUUUUGGAUGUUGCCGUUGCUGGCUGUCCAUAGUUGUAAUUGAUUGCAUCUGUCGCAACACUUCAAAGAUAGGGUCCUGAUCUUAACUUUUCAUGGGUUUUCUCCUUUUACUUUAUUUCACUGUGUGGUCUUGCUUUUUAAUUGUACAAAUUGAAAGGAUUAAUGUAGGAAAUGUCUUUAUAUUACUAUGAAACAAGUAUUAUUUUAUGAAAAAAAGUGCUGUGAAGAUAAUGGUUGCUGAGAUAUAAUUGUAUCAAUGGUUUGAUGCUGUACUGAAAUGAUUUCCAAACAAUAUUUGCGUUUUUUUCCCCAAACUUACAAUCUGAUUUUCUAUCCGCCAUUAUGAAAAUGUUUUGUAGAUUUUUCUAGGAGGUGCUGAAAUAGUUGGUAAACAAAUUCUAACUUGUUUGGUUGUAACAGUACUUUGAAUAGAAAAGUCGACUGUGUUUCCCUCUGUCACUAAUAAUUAAAGAAAUAUUAUAAUCAUUUAGAAAUUCAACUUUAUGCACAUAAACAUUCAUCUCAAAAUUUCUUGCUUUCUCCUAAUUUUCUUUGUAAUAUGUUAAGAUCUCGUUGUGAACAUGAAGAAAAUGUUCCUCUUGAUUGGAAAUUGAAUAUGUUAUAAACUCAUUCAAAAUCUUGAAAUUAAAGUCCAUGAAAUUACUGCUACUGUGCAAAUACAGUCAUAAAAAUGAAUUAUGAAUUGUAUUAGUGUAGUAAAGGGCAUGAAUCAACAGAGAAAAAAACACAUCUUGUUAUGUUUAUAAUUAAUUGUUGUUGCAAUUAUGUUUCUGAAUUGGGAAUUAAAUAGACUUUGCUUGAA
This is a messenger RNA of Lytechinus variegatus (green sea urchin), 3079 nucleotides long. Its product is annotated as proteasome assembly chaperone 1-like. The record is from RefSeq and is a predicted model, not a curated record. NCBI's taxonomy places the organism in Eukaryota, Metazoa, Echinodermata, Echinoidea, Temnopleuroida, Toxopneustidae. Gene Ontology annotation, molecular function: proteasome binding. Gene Ontology annotation, cellular component: endoplasmic reticulum. The coding region runs from base 100 to 966 and encodes 288 amino acids. Gene Ontology annotation, biological process: proteasome core complex assembly. The transcript is spliced from 7 exons.